GUGCAGACCGGCGAGCUCACCCAUUCGUCCCCAAGUGUUGCGGAGCCACAGACUCCUCCCAGGAAACCAGUAUCUUCUGGAGAAAUAGGACACCAUGUGGACCCUAAGAUGAAAAAGGAAGAAAUCCGAGAAAACCGACAGCCAGAUGGCAAGGUGCAGACCGGCGAGCUCACCCACUCGUCCCCAAGUGUUGCAGAGCCACAGACUCCUCCCAGAAAACCAGUAUCUUCUGGAGAAACAGGACACCAUGUGGACCCUAAGAUGAAAAAGGAAGAAAUCCGAGAAAACCGACAGCCAGAUGGCAAGGAGGAACAGAAACUUAGCGACGACUGUCAGAUCAUCACCUUUCCCAACGGCACUGAGGAGACACGUGCUGAUAAGAAGACGACCGUCAUCAGGUUCUUUAAUGGCGAUGUGAAGAAGAUCAAGCCAGAUCAGAGAGUGGUUCAUUACUCUGCGACUGCUCGGACAACACACACGACCUAUCCCAGUGGUCUGGUGGUCGUGCAGUUUCCCAACAAGCAGACAGAAAAGUUCCACCCUGAUGGCUCCAAAGAAAUCGUGUUUCCAGAUGGAACCGUGAAGCGUCUGCAGGGGGGACGUGAGGAGACCUUAUUUCCCGAUGGGACGACCGUGAGAGUGAACAGGAAUGGCGACAAAACCAUCCUGCUCAGCAAUGGGCAGAAGGAAAUCCAUACGGCCCAAUUCAAGAGGAGGGAGUACCCCGAUGGCACCGUCAAGACCGUGUACUGCAGCGGCUGUCAGGAAACCAAGUACGCCUCUGGGCGGGUGCGGAUCAGAGACGGGAUGGGAAAUGUCAUCCUGGACAAGAAGUAG
Galeopterus variegatus (Sunda flying lemur) is the source of this 837-nucleotide messenger RNA. RefSeq names its product centromere protein J-like. Gene Ontology annotation, cellular component: centriole; nucleus; centrosome. Lineage: Eukaryota; Metazoa; Chordata; Mammalia; Dermoptera; Cynocephalidae. The transcript is spliced from 8 exons. Gene Ontology annotation, molecular function: tubulin binding. Gene Ontology annotation, biological process: centriole elongation; cilium assembly. The annotation marks the transcript as partial. The record is from RefSeq and is a predicted model, not a curated record.